CUUUUUGUUGUUGUUGCUAUUCUCCAGCAACAUGUCACCCUCAAGAGUGCAGUCAUGGAGUAACAGUGCAAACUUGUUUUCAAAAUGUCCCUUUCUUGAAAACCGGAACUGUCCUUCAUUGUGUCAAGUCUCGAGUGGGUCCUCGGAUCCUUCCAGACACUUCCAAGCAUGUUGUGUGAGCGCACGGAGUAAUCCUCUUACAGCACAAAGGCAAGCUAAGAGGUUUACGUCAGGCUUUCCUCUCGCCCCUGAAUCGAGGCAUCGACACAGGUUUGUUCGCCGCGGUUCUGACAGUUGUGGCGGCCACACCAGCUGCUGCUGUUCCAGAAUAAAGACAUGGUGGUAAAAGGAUUGCCUGAGAGGCCAGUGGCGAACGUGAUGAUGAACGAGGGGAAGGUGAACGACCUCAUCCAGCGAUGGAGAGACACUCCUGAGGAGGAGCUGACACCAGAGGACCGGCAGCAUUUCAAGGACUUGGCAUGUUCGUGUCUCGCUCAGGGAGACAGCGAGCGCUUGCUCGUGUUCCUUCAAGACGAUAAAAAUCGGAAGAUUGUCAACUCCAUGGGCUGCGUCCUCUUGGCUCCUCUCAUGAAGGAAGCUUUGAAGAACGAGAAGAGUUGGGACCGCAUCCAGUCGGCUAUCACACACGUGACCACGACCUGCGGGCCAGACGAAGUCCUGAGGAACUUGCUGGACGUCAUGGAAGAUACUGAUGCGCCUUCUAUUUCCGAGAUCCUCGUGCUAGCGGUCCCUCAUCUUGAAGCAGGCCUGCUGAGGUUGACGAAGGGUCGGGCGUCCUGGCUGGGCUCGGCGCUGAGGGUCCUGCACAAGCAGCUCACUCGGCUGCCGGUGCCGUACACCGAAGAGCUGGAAAAGGAGGACCAGUGGGGCCUGGGCCGCUGUUGCCAUGCCUUGAUCACCUUCACUAAGGCCUUCUCGGGCGAGGUGAGGAAACACGAAGAUGGAGAACGCCGGGAGAUGAAGACGGAGCUCCUCAACUUCUGCAUGAGAAGCCUCAGAGAACCUUUACUGGAGGCAACGCUGACUCCCGGGACGACAACGCCCAUGUGGCUGUUUGCGUUAAACAUUACGGAAACUUUAGCCGCCAUCCGAGAGUCAGCGGCCGACCUCCUGUUCUUCAGUACGGUGAAGAAGAACAUCCAGAUGGACAAAAAUCAGCUGGCCGAGUCCAAAGGCUGCCUGGCGUAUCUGGUGUUUGUCAAGCAGCUGGAUACAGAACGCUUCCCCAUCGUGUUCAGCCCUGAAUUUGUCCUUCGGCGCAACCUGGAAUACGUCCACCAGCUCCUCAGGAGCAAAAAGGAGUCGCACGUACUCAAAGGACUGGCGCUGUUUGAAAAAAGUCUGGAGAGAACGCGGGACGACAGCUUGCUCGCCACGCUGCUGGAAGUGAAGAGUUUUUACGAUGUAAAGCAGAGUCUGCUGCAGGUUCUGACUGAAUGUCCCAUGCGACAUCUGAGAGAAAGUGGACUCGCCGUCCUCCAGCUCCUCAUCAAUAAACUCGACGCGGAAGCAAAGCACAAGCUCUUUGGAAACCUGCUAAAAACCAGCAAUCAUCCGGGAGUGGAAGGUUAUAUUGUGAAGAACAUCAGACAUCAAGUCGAGUUCUCCAUGAAGCCGAGCAACGCCACGAGAUGGUUCCUGGGGACGGAAUUUGUGUCGCUCCUGCGCUUGGCGUUGACUUUGCCUCAGGGUACGGAAACAAACGUGCUCCACCAUAUGGACAAGAUCAUGGAGAGCCUGAACCUCCUGCGCUAUCUUCUCAUCCGGGACAAACCGUUGAGGAGCAAUGCGGACAUUUGGGAAGGAGUGUGCGGCAUCAAGGAGGAGUACACCAAAAUGCUCCGCGUGUGCAUCAGCAUGUCAAGAUCUUUUUACACGGGCGAGCUGAACGAGCUGAGAGAUGAGCACAAACUUAAAGCCAGAGCGGCCAGAGCGGCAACCUGCACCCGCACACACCUUCAAAGUCAGCCAGUCAAGCGAGACACGAUGUCGAAAAUGUCCCCGGAAGUGCGGCACCAGGUUCUGCAGAGCGCUCUCGUGACCUUUGACCUGAUGGAGAGCCUCAUUGCGCGCACGGAGGAGAUCGCCGCGGAAAAGAACCACGACAUGCUCGACGCCAGCGCUUUAUUUUGUUUGAAUGAACAAAAACAAAAAAGUUUGACACACGCUGGUGAUUAGCUGAGCUUCUUCAGCAUGUCCCACACGGGGCUUCUCUCGACGAUGUGAGUUUUGGCCAGAGACAUCCUGUGCCGGAUGCGAUCUACGUGAGGCUUGCUUGUGGCCUCCGGUGGGGUCGGGGGGGGGGGGGGGGGGGUAUAUACACAAUUAACUCACAUAGCAGGAGUUGAAUAUGGAGAAGCAAAAAAAAAGUGGAACAAAGUGGAAUCGCAGCCUUACCUUUGCAAUGGUCAGCAUUCCUUUAAGAAUUUCGCUGUUGUUUCGCACAGGCAAGAUGCGGAGAUUACUGCUGAAGAAUCUGGGGGAAAAAAAAUAGAGCAAAAAAGUCCAACUUCUGAAGUGAGAUUGAUGGAAUAAAACAUUUCAUACAUGUACAGCAUGGUGGUAUAAUAGUCGUUGAAACCUUUACAGGAUAUGCAACUUUGAUUUUAAUAAAUUAAGUGCUGCCUUGGAA
Molecule: messenger RNA, 2653 nt
Organism: Hippocampus zosterae (dwarf seahorse)
Lineage: Eukaryota; Metazoa; Chordata; Actinopteri; Syngnathiformes; Syngnathidae
Product: glomulin-like
Exons: 18
Coding region: 337-2199 (620 amino acids)
Cellular component (GO): cytoplasm
Molecular function (GO): ubiquitin-protein transferase inhibitor activity
Source: RefSeq, a predicted model, not a curated record